AUGUCUGCAACUCUUUUUCUUGAAGAUGGAACAAAAUUUAAAGGACAACUGUUUGGUGCACAUACUUCUGUAACAGGAGAACUUGUCUUCCAAACUGGGAUGGUCGGGUAUGUUGAGUCAUUGACUGAUCCAUCAUAUGCCAAACAACUUCUUACUUUAACUUAUCCUUUAAUUGGUAAUUAUGGUGUUCCUGAUGAAUCUGUUGUUGAUCAGUAUGGAUUACCUAUUGGAGGUUUUGAAAGUUCUAAAGUUUGGCCAGCUGCUUUGAUUGUUGAUCGUGUUUGCCCUGAUGGAGAACAUAGCCAUCAUGAAGCUGUUAGUAGUCUUAGUGAUUGGUUAAAAAAACAUGGUGUUCCUGGUUUAACUGGUAUUGAUGUUAGAUGUUUAACAAAAAAAAUUAGAGAAAAUGGAACAUUAAAAGCAAAAAUUAUUAUGGAUGGUGAUCCAGAAGAUAAACUUGAUUUUGUUGAUGUUAAUAAAGAAAAUAUUGUUAGUAUUGUAUCAAAAGGAAAGGUACUUGAGUAUGGUUCUAAUACAAUGGAAAUGAAAAUUCUUGCUGUUGAUUGUGGUUUAAAAUAUAAUCAAUUGAGAUGUCUUCUUGAUCGGGAUAUUUCAAUUAAAGUUGUCCCAUACAAUUAUCCAAUUGAAAAAGAAUUAAAAGAUUAUGAUGGUCUUUUUAUUUCUAAUGGACCUGGUGAUCCAUCAAUGGUUGGUGAAUUGAUAGAUAGACUUAAGUUAAUUAUUAAAGAAACAGAUAAACCAAUUAUGGGUAUCUGUCUUGGACAUCAACUUUUAGCAAAAAGUGCUGGAGCUAGUACAUAUAAAUUAAAAUAUGGUAAUAGAGGUCAUAAUCAACCAUGUACUCAUCUUGAUACUGGAAGAUGUUUUAUAACAUCACAAAAUCAUGGUUUUGCUGUUGAUGAAAAUACUUUACCAAAAGAUUGGGUACCAUUAUUUAUUAAUGAAAAUGAUAAAACAAAUGAAGGAAUUGUUCAUGUUGAUAAGCCAUUUUUUUCAAUUCAAUUUCAUCCUGAACAUGCUGCUGGUCCUGUAGAUAUGGAAUGUUUAUUUGAUGUUUUUGUUGAUUCAAUAAAAUUAUAUAGACAAAAAAAAUCAUUUAAUAUUAGAAAUUUAAUUAAAGAAAAAUUAAUUUUUUAUUCUAAUUAUAAUAAAGGUGAACAAACAAAAGUUUUAAUUCUUGGUUCAGGAGGACUUACUAUUGGACAGGCUGGUGAAUUUGACUAUUCAGGUGCUCAAGCUAUAAAAGCAUUAAAAGAAAAAAAAAUUAAGACUAUUCUUAUUAAUCCAAAUGUUGCUACAGUUCAAACAUCUAAAGGAUUUGCUGAUCAGACAUAUUUUCUUCCAGUAACAAAAGAAUAUGUUACAGAUGUUAUUAAAAAAGAAAGACCUAGUGGUGUUUUAUGUACAUUUGGUGGGCAGACGGCACUUAAUUGUGCUGUUGAUUUAUAUAAAGAUGGAAUAUUUGAACAAUAUGGUGUUGAAGUUCUUGGAACAUCAAUUGAAACAAUUAUGAAUACUGAAGAUCGUGAAAAAUUUAAUUUUGAAAUUGAAUCAAUUAAUGAAAAAGUUGCACCAUCAAAAGCUGCUAUAACUUUAGAUGAAGCUAUUAAAGCAGCAUCAGAAAUUGGUUAUCCAGUUCUUGUUAGAGCUGCUUUUGCUCUUGGUGGUUUAGGUAGUGGUUUUGCAAAUAAUGAAAAUGAAUUAAUAAAAAUUGCUCAACAAGCUUUAGCUCAUUCUAAUCAAGUAUUAAUUGAUAAAAGUUUAAAAGGUUGGAAAGAAAUUGAAUAUGAAGUUGUUAGGGAUGCUUAUGAUAAUUGUAUAACUGUUUGUAAUAUGGAAAAUGUUGAUCCACUUGGUAUACAUACAGGUGAAAGUGUUGUUGUAGCACCAUCACAAACAUUAUCAGAUUUAGAGUAUAAUGCUUUAAGAAAAACAGCUUUAAAAGUUAUCAGACAUUUUGGUAUUAUUGGUGAAUGUAAUAUUCAAUAUGCUUUAAAUCCAGAUUCAUUAGAAUAUUAUAUUAUUGAAGUAAAUGCUCGUCUCUCAAGAAGUUCUGCUCUUGCUUCAAAAGCAACUGGUUAUCCAUUAGCAUAUGUUGCAGCUAAAUUAGCACUUGGUGAUAAUUUAUCUAAAUUAAGAAAUACAGUUACUGGUAAGACAACAGCUUGUUUUGAACCAUCACUUGAUUAUUGUGUUGUUAAAAUUCCAAGAUGGGAUUUAAGUAAAUUUGCUCGUGUCUCUACAACUAUAGGUAGUUCAAUGAAAUCUGUUGGUGAAGUAAUGAGUAUUGGUAGAAGUUUUGAGGAAGCUUUUCAAAAAGCAUUAAGAAUGGUUAGUGAAAAUUAUUGGGGAUUUUCACCAUUUUUAUUUGGUAGACAAACAACAGAAAAUGACUUUACAACACCAACAGAUAAAAGAAUGCUUGCCAUAUCAAGAGCAUUAUAUCGUAAUGAAUUUAGUCUUGAAGAAUUAUAUCAAUUAACAAAAAUAGAUCGUUGGUUUUUAUAUCGUAUGAAACAUAUUAUUGAUAUAUAUAAAAAAUUACGUCAAACAUUACCAUCAUUAUUAGAUAAAGAAUUAUUACUUCAAAGUAAACAAUGUGGUUUUAGUGAUCAACAAAUUGCUAAAACUAUUGGUUCUAAUGAAUUUACUAUUAGAAAAAUACGUCAAAAUUUAGGUGUUAUACCAUGUGUCAAACAAAUAGAUACAGUUGCUGCUGAAUGGCCAGCACAAACAAAUUAUUUAUAUCUUACUUAUAAUGGAUUUGAAAAUGAUAUUACUUUUAAUAAUAAAAAUAGUGUUAUUGUUCUUGGAAGUGGAGUAUAUAGAAUUGGAUCAUCAGUUGAAUUUGAUGCUUGUUGUGUAGGAUGUGUUAAUGAAUUAAAAAAACUUGGAUAUAAAACUAUUACUGUUAAUUGUAAUCCAGAAACUGUUUCAACAGAUUAUGAUAUGUGUGAUAGAUUAUAUUUUGAAGAGGUAUCAUUUGAAGUUGUAACAACAAUAUAUGAAAUUGAAAAAAGUAAAGGUGUUAUUCUUGCUUUUGGUGGUCAGGCACCAAAUAAUAUUGCAUUAUCAUUAUCAAAAGCUGAUUUACAACAAAAAAUGAAGAUUUUUGGUACCAGUCCACAGAAUAUUGAUAUGGCUGAAGAUCGUUUUAAUUUUAGUAGACUUCUUGAUAAACUUAAUAUUGAUCAACCAUUAUGGAAAAAAACUGAAAAUUAUGAAACAGCUGUUGAAUGGUGUAAAAAAGUUGGUUUUCCAUGUCUUAUUAGACCAUCAUAUGUUUUAUCUGGUGCUGCAAUGAAUGUAGCACAUAAUGAGGGUGAUUUAGCUAGAUAUCUUAAACAAGCAGCUAUUGUAGCUAAAGAACAUCCAGUAGUUGUUUCAAAAUUUAUUAAUGAAGCAAAAGAAAUAGAUGUUGAUGGUGUUGCUAUGGAUGGAAAAUUAAUAGCUAUGGCUGUUAGUGAACAUGUUGAAAAUGCUGGUAUUCAUUCAGGUGAUGCAACUCUUGUAACACCACCACAAGAUUUAAAUGAAACAACAUUAGAUAAAAUAAAAGAAAUAGCCGCAAAAAUAGCUAGUGCAUUAAAUGUUAAUGGUCCAUUUAAUUUACAAUUAAUAGCUAAAAAUAACAAUUUAAGUGUAAUUGAAUGUAAUUUAAGAGUAUCAAGAAGUUUUCCAUUUGUCUCAAAAACAUUAAAUUUUGAUUUUGUUGGUCUUGCUACAAGAGUUAUGAUGUCUGAUGAUAAUUUAAUUUUAAAACAAUCUAUUAAACCAGUAAAUGUUAUUUUUGGUAAAAAUAAAUGUAAAAAAGUUGGUGUUAAGGUACCACAAUUUUCAUUUUCAAGAUUAGCUGGAGCUGAUGUUAUACAAGGUGUUGAGAUGGCUUCAACAGGAGAAGUUGGUUGUUUUGGUCAAAAUCGUUAUGAGGCAUAUUUAAAAGGUCUUAUUUCAACUGGUUUUGUUGUACCUAAAAAAACUAUAUUCAUUUCUAUUGGUGGAUAUCAUGGAAAAGAUGAAAUGUUAAAUAGUGUUGAAACUCUUGCUUCUCUUGGUUUUACUCUUUAUGCUUCAAAAGGUACAGCUGAUUAUUUUCAAAGUAAAGGUAUUAAUAUUCAAGCUAUUGAAUGGCCAUUUGAAGAAGACUCUACAAAUGAAAAGACAGGUGGUGUAACAAAAAAUGUUAGUGAUUUUUUGGCUAACAAAGAUAUAGAUUUAAUGAUAAAUUUACCAAUAAAAGGUAAUGGUGCUUAUCGUGUCAGUGCUUUUAGUACUCAUGGAUAUAAAACAAGAAGAAUGGCUGUUGAUAAUGGUAUACCACUUAUUACAGAUAUUAAAUGUGCAAAAUUAUUUAUUGAAGCAUUACGUUUAGAAGGAUGUAGACCAAGUGUAAAAAGUCAAAUAGAUUCAAUAACUAAUGCUAAUAUUCGUAGAUUACCUGGACUUAUUGAUGUUCAUGUACAUAUGCGUGAACCUGGUGGUGAACAUAAAGAAACAUGGUAUACUGGAACAACAGCUGCAUUAGCUGGUGGUAUAACAACUGUUCUUGCAAUGCCAAAUACAAAUCCUUCAUUAAUUAAUGAAGAUAUAUUUAAUAUGGUUGAAAGUAUUGCUUCAAAAUCAGCCGUUGUUGAUUAUGGACUUUUUAUUGGAGCUACUGUUGAUAAUGCAAAAAUUGCAGCAUCUCUUUCAAGAAAAGUUUGUGGUUUAAAGAUGUACUUAAAUGAUACUUUUUCAACAUUAAAAUUGAAUAAUAUUUCUGAUUGGACUAAACAUUUUGAAGCAUUCCCAAAAAAUAAACCUAUUGUCUGUCAUGCUGAAAAAGAAACUCUUGCUGCUGUCUUGACUGUAGCUAAUUUAACAGGACAUUCAGUUCAUAUAUGUCAUGUUGCUAGAGAAGAAGAAAUUAUGUUAAUUAAAGCUGCUAAAGAUAAAGGAUGGAAUGUCACUUGUGAAGUUGCUCCACAUCAUUUAUGGUUAACAGAAAAUCAUUUACCAUGUGGAGUAAAAGAGGUUAGACCAAAGUUAGGUAGAGAGAAAGAUAUUGAAGCAUUAUGGAAACAUAUAUCAUACAUUGAUUGUUUUGCUACAGAUCAUGCACCUCAUACUUGUCAAGAAAAAGAAUCAGAAAAUCCUCCACCAGGUUUUCCAGGUGUUGAAUAUAUGUUACCACUAUUUUUAACAGCUGUAUCAGAAGGUAAACUUACUUUUGAUCAAUUAAUUGAAAAACUUUCAACAAAUCCAAAAAAAAUUUUCAAUAUUAUUGAUGACGAAACUACAUAUGUUGAGGUUGAUUUAAAUGAAGAAUGGGAAGUACCAAAGAAUGGUGGUUAUUCAAAGGCUAACUGGACGCCAUAUGCUGGAAUGAAAUUAAGAGGAGCAGUUAAAAAAGUUGUCAUUCGUGGUGAGGAAGUUUAUGUUGAUGGUAAAAUAUUGGCAAAGAAAGGUUUUGGUAAAAAUAUUAUACUUCAUAGUGAUAAAUUAUUAAUGAGAAAUCAUAAUUUACAAAGAGUUUUUGAAAGAACCCCUUCAACUCAUUCAUCAUCAGCUGAAGAGGAAUAUAUUGAAAAUUUCAAACGUUCAGAAUCUAUUAAAGAAGAUGAUGACUCAUUUUUAGGACAGAGUAUUGUUGAUGUAGAAAGUUUAAAUAAAACAAGAGUUCAUCUCAUAAUGACAUUAGCUGAAAAUUAUCGUCAAGAUAUAUUUAGAAAAAAAGAUACUUCAGAUGUUCUUAAAGGAUUCCGUAUGGCUUCAAUAUUUUAUGAACCUUCAACUAGAACAAGUUGUUCAUUCCAAGCAGCUAUGUUACAAUUAGGUGGUAGCGUUAUUAAUGUUGAUUCACAAUCAUCAUCUGUAACAAAAGGAGAAAGUUUAGAAGAUACUAUAACUACGAUGGGUAGAUAUACUCAUAUUAUAGUUCUUCGUCACCCAGAAAUUGGUUCAGCACAAAGAGCUGUCAAAAUUUCUGAUAUUCCUGUUAUUAAUGCUGGUGAUGGUGCUGGUCAACAUCCAACACAAGCACUUCUUGAUCUUUUUACUAUUCGUAUUGAAUUAGGUACUGUUAACAAUCUUACAAUAGCUUUAGUAGGAGAUUUAAAAAAUGGUAGAACUGUUCAUUCAUUAGCUAAGAUUCUUUGUGUUUAUACAGGAAUAACAUUACAUCUUGUUUCACCAACUCCUGAAUUAGGAAUGCCUGAAGAAGUAAUGAAUUAUCUCAGAAAAUAUAGUAAUUUUACGAUUAAAAUAUUUAAUGAUCUUGCUGAAGGAAUAAAAAUGGUUGAUGUUGUCUACAUGACACGUAUACAAAAAGAACGUUUUGCUUCACAAAAUGAUUAUGAAAAUGUUAAAGGAAAAUUUGUACUAACUCCAAAAUUACUAAAUGAAUCAAGAUUAGAUAAUGAUGAAGCUGAAAAAAUAAAUGCUUUUGGUCCAAAUCGUGAACUUCCAAUUGUAAUGCAUCCACUACCAAGAGUUGAUGAAAUAUCAACAGAACUUGAUUAUGAUGAAAGAGCUGCUUACUUUAGACAAAUGGAGAAUGGAGUUUAUGUUAGAAUGGCACUUCUUACUUUAUUGUUAAAAGGAUGUAAUUUCUAA
Messenger RNA from Strongyloides ratti, 6615 nucleotides. RefSeq names its product CAD protein. The record is from RefSeq and is a predicted model, not a curated record. Gene Ontology annotation, cellular component: carbamoyl-phosphate synthase complex; cytoplasm. Gene Ontology annotation, molecular function: amino acid binding; aspartate carbamoyltransferase activity; ATP binding. The transcript has 2 exons. Gene Ontology annotation, biological process: L-glutamine metabolic process; L-arginine biosynthetic process; 'de novo' pyrimidine nucleobase biosynthetic process. Bases 1 to 6615 code for a protein of 2204 amino acids. Lineage: Eukaryota; Metazoa; Nematoda; Chromadorea; Rhabditida; Strongyloididae.